Molecule: messenger RNA, 1558 nt
Organism: Leptinotarsa decemlineata (Colorado potato beetle)
Lineage: Eukaryota; Metazoa; Arthropoda; Insecta; Coleoptera; Chrysomelidae
Product: ankyrin repeat domain-containing protein 27
Biological process (GO): early endosome to late endosome transport; neuron projection morphogenesis
Cellular component (GO): neuron projection; tubular endosome; early endosome
Molecular function (GO): SNARE binding; guanyl-nucleotide exchange factor activity
Source: RefSeq, a predicted model, not a curated record
ACAUAAACUUCAAUGUUUGUUAUUGUUUUAGUUAGUUUUUGGUGAUGAGAAAAGAAGUUGUUGAAGAAAUGUAUUUGUUAACGUCGAUUUUGUAUUAUCAGGGAUGAUUUUUUUUCGAAAAGAAUGGCUUCACAGUAUGACGAAAAUUUGAAUCAGAACCCUCUCCUCAAAUACAUCCAAGAGAACCACGGUGACAUUCUUGAGAAAGCAUCAUUAGAAAGUUGGAUAAUUUGUAUUCCCCGCAUUGGGACUUUUCAAACGUGUGAUUUAACACCUGAUAAAAUAUUAGAUCAAAUUUUAAUUCCUGGAUGUGACAAAGAUGAAAAUGUUUACUAUACAUUGAGCAGAAAAAAAAUUCUUGUACAAAAUAAACUCAUCAACAUUGAUUCUGUGGAACUUUUCUCUAAUGACAUUGAAAUUCUUUUUGAAGAGACAUUUUACAUUGAGAAGAUUGCAAAGUAUAAAAUUUGGUGUAUAGAUAAUCCACUGUUCCCUUCUUAUAACUAUUAUCAUGCACAUUCUCAUAAAGUAUUGGUGAAUGUUCAUGACUGUAUAGACUUUUUAUGGUAUGAAAGUUUUGGACAUCACAUACUGGACAAUGUCAAACAUGUCGUAACUCAGUUCACCUUAGGAUGUGGAGAAAUAGAAAUUGAAGAUCUACAAACGCAGAAAGAACUUAUUGGAAAGUUAUUUUCAGAAUGCUUGAAAACUGGUCUGAAAAAUGAAGUCAUCAGGAAGAAGUGCAUGUCAAGUAACCAUUUUUUGGAAAAUUUCAAAGUUGCCAUUGAAACUUACAUGCAGUUUUGUAUGGGAACAAAAUUAUCUUUUUGUAUCAGUACAUUACAACAUCAAAAGGAUUCUCAUUUGAAUAAAAUCUUGAGAAACUCUCAUGCCUUACAGUACCAGGAUUUAGAAAUACCAGACAAUUUUUCGGACACAAUAACUGCUGCAAAAUGUGAGAUGAGUAAAUUGAAUAAUUAUCAUACUGUGUUGGAUAAAGUGGACUGUUUCAAUAAAAUAUUCAAUAUUCUUUGUCAAAAUAAGGUAAAAAGUGCAUAUGUUACAACAGAUGAUAUUUUGCAAGUUUUAGCUUUUCUACUUGUGAAGGUUGAGAUUAAUAAUUGGGUAGCGAAUUUGACAUUUCUGAAAGAAUUCAGAUUUAGUUCUUUGGAAAUUUGUGAUCAAACUACUUUUGUUAUCACUACAUUUGAGGCAGUUAUUGAAUUCUUGAGAAGUAAUCAGUUUUUAGAUUUACAGAAAAAAAUCAAUUCAGUUAGCUCUAAUAAUUUUGCUGUAAAGUAUCUUCAUGAUGAAGUGACAUCAACAGAUAUGAAAUUGUCUUCGCUAAUACCAAUUGAAACUGCAACAGACAAAAAAUUGUGCCACCCGUUAUGUAUUUGUUCAAAAUGCCAGAGCAUAAAUGACAAGAAUUCAAAUUGGGAAAGUGUGAGGUGGUAGAAUACCUUUUAAAUCAGAGUUUCGAUGUCAAUUGGGCAGAUUGUUUUGGUAAAACAAGUCUUCAUUAUGCAGCUGGCAAGGGAUAUCAAAAUAUUUUAUU